CCGAUCACCACUCACGGCCAACGACUCGCGAUGAAAGCCGGUGUCGGACGUCGUUUUCUUUCGAGUUUCUGCAAGCUGAGAUCUCGUGCCGCUCAUGAUAAUCAGUUACGAACGCUAGCCCAUUCUCAAACAUCGCCACGUUCAUCCUUAACAACCACUACGCUUCCUCCCUGUCGCAAAAACCUCGCUAUUCGCACGAUAAAGACUCUCUCCAAGCAAAUGCCAGCAGCCAGCCCCGACUUUGAGCAUUUUUUUCGUUAUACAAGUGGGCGGUGGCUCUGGGAUGAAGAACAGCAGCUUCGGGAUAGGUAUCGGGCCUUUAAUGUUGCUGGGCUCCAAGGCUUAGCGGCCAGAGCCGUUGGCUCAGGUAGCUGCGUCUCAAUGACGAAGUUGGCAGAGGGAGGAUUUAACAAGGUCUUCCGGUUGGUUAUGGAUGAUGGAAAAUCAGUGCUUGCCCGUAUUCCGAACCCAAAUGCCGGUCCCUCGUUUUAUACGACUGCGUCUGAAGUUGCUACAAUGGAGUUCGCUCGAGAUAUCCUCCAAAUUCCCGUACCGCGAGUAUUAGGUUGGGGCGCCACAACUGAUAACCCGGCUGAUUCGGAAUAUAUUUUUAUGGAAGAGGCAACUGGCACGCAGCUUGGAGUGAUUUGGGAUAAGCUGAGUCCGGAUUCAAAACUCUCUAUUAUGAGAGAAGUGGUGGCUAUCGAGUCAAAGAUGCUGUCGGUGUCAUUUUCACAGUAUGUUUACUUUCACAUUUAUCCUGAUGUGCAAAAUCUGAUCUGUUCUCUCCCCGCCAGGCUCACCAGCGAGGCUCCAUCAGAACUCAAAGAGCAUAUAUACAAGACGUUCAGUAUUGGGCCUACUGUCGACAGGGGCUUUUGGAAAAGGGAGCGUGCUUCAAUAGACAUCUCCAGGGGUCCCUGUAAGGUCGCUCCUAGUGAUUAUGUAUUAUGUGUUGGCCAGCGGGAAAUGGAGUGGAUCAAAAAGUACGCCGUUCCAAAACCUCCGGGCGACGCUACGUUGGUGUCACCGGCCCAAAACAGUCCAGAAGCCCAUCUGCAGCUGCUAGAGAAGUAUCUCAAAGUGGCCCCUUCCCUUAUGGACAUUGAGCGCAUCCUCACUCGUCCGACAUUGUGGCAUAGCGACCUUCACUCCUCCAAUUUAUUUGUGGAUGACGGCCGUAUAGCCUCCGUCAUUGACUGGCAAGGGUCGUGGGCGGGCCCGCUCUUCCUUCAAGCUCAGCCAUCCCCGCUUGUGGACUACCAAGGUGAUAUUCUACUUCGACGGCCGGAAAAUUUCGAUGACCUCGAUUCUGAGCAUCAAACUCAGAUCAAACAAAAAAUAUUCAUGUCAACGCUAUUCCAGCUCUAUUUGUUGGAAACUAAGAAACGGACCCCGCUGCUUACUAGAACAUUCCAUCUAGACUAUGGGAAGACGAGGCGCCUUCCGGUUGAACUGGCCGGAAAUACGUGGGAUGAUGACAUAGUCUCCUUUCGUGAGGCACUCAUUAAUGUUGAAAGGUAUUGGCAUGAACUUGGCAUUCAAGGCGAUUGCCCCUAUCGCUUCACGCAGGCUGAAUCACAUGACCACUCAGUUGAUGCCGAUGGAUGGAAUGAGGUUCAGGACUUUUUUGACAGUGUUGAAGGUCUUGUCAAAAGGGAUGGCUGGACAAGUCCUGAAACGUUCGACGCUGCCUUUGGGUUCUUCUCAGAACUAAGAAAACGUGGUCUCGCAUAUUUGAAUGGCGAUGAAAGGGACAUCUUCGAAAGACAGACCCGUUGGGCCAAAACACAAGCUGACUUACGAGCGUCUGGGAUGGAACAGUAA
Messenger RNA from Penicillium diatomitis, 1827 nucleotides. Its product is annotated as aminoglycoside phosphotransferase family protein. Gene Ontology annotation, cellular component: mitochondrion. NCBI's taxonomy places the organism in Eukaryota, Fungi, Ascomycota, Eurotiomycetes, Eurotiales, Aspergillaceae. The annotation marks the transcript as partial. The record is from RefSeq and is a predicted model, not a curated record. The transcript has 5 exons.